CGCGCCUUUGAGUUUCAAUCUUCGAUAAAAGUUAAUAUUUUGCUGUUUUACCCACUCAAACUACACAAUAGAUACCUAAAGACAUGUGGCUAAUCGUUGAAGACGAGAAAUUGGAGUUUAGAUGGGCGGAGCCAUAAAUAAAGACAACACCAUGUCCAGACGCAGUGGUCGUAUCACACUUCAAGCCAGAGAUUCAAACACACCAGAACCAACAGUGAAAGUCCCACUGAAGAAAAGAAAGACAGAGUCUUCUAAGAAGAAGCUUCAACCUGCUGCCAAGAAACAAAACUAUGAAAUAAAGAAAUGUUGGCCAGAAGAUGAUGUGGGUCCCUGCAUUCUCAUUGAAACUCCCCACAAAGACCUGGAGCCCACAGACUCAUCUGGCUUCAAACAAUACAGGUUCAAGAACCUCUUCAUCAAGGCUUCCCCCAUUCCUAAUAUCAGCUGGGCCUGCUCAGAUGACGUGUGGAUAAAGAUGAUCAGCAAGGAGCUGAACUAUGGACACGACAAAGGCUACUUGCAGCGGCAUCCCAAACUGCAGCCCAAGAUGAGAUCAAUCCUUUUGGACUGGCUGCUUGAGGUGAGUGAAGUGUACAGCCUCCACAGACAAACGGCAUACCUCGCCCAGGACUACUUCGACCGCUUCAUGCUGACUCAGGAGAAUGUCAACAAAGAUUACCUGCAGCUCAUUGGCAUCACAGCGCUUUUCAUCGCCUCCAAGAUAGAAGAAAUCUACCCUCCCAAAAUCUACGAGUUUGCCUACGUCACAGAUGGAGCUUGUGACAUCUGGGACAUCCAGCGCACAGAGCUUCACAUACUGAAGGCUUUGGAAUGGAAGUUGUGUCCAGAAACUCCCAUCUCCUGGUUGAAGCUUUACGCUCAAGUAGAAGCUCAGAAAGACGGAGAGAACUUCUUGGAGCCACAGUUCUGUCAGGAAACAUACAUCCAGAUCACACAGUUGUUAGAUUUGUGUAUGAUGGACAUCAACUCGUUGGACUAUAGUUACAGUGUUCUUGCUGCUGCAGCCUUCUGCCACUUCUCCUCUUUUGAUGUUGUCCAUAAAGUCUCAGGCCUGACGUGGGAAAGCGUCUCUGACUGUGUACAUUGGAUGACUCCUUUCAUGGACACGUUGUGGACUGAAGCAAAACCUCGGCUGAAGAACUUCCCUAAAGUUAAAGCUGAUGACCGACACAACAUUCAAACACAUGUAGCCUACCUGGACCUGCUGAGAAAAGCGCAGGAGCAUCAAAUCGACAGUCUCGACUGUCAGCUCUCACCUGUUGCUGCAGGAACUUUCCUGACACCGCCCAGCAGCACAGAGAAACCAGCCAAUCCCUGAGUGGGAAAGGACCAAGUGAGACACGCUACCUCUCCUCAGUCCAACCUGAUGUGAUGGCCGACAUUUGAAAACACGGCUCGCUGAACAGGACGCGACUUGGGCAAACAGACCUCUUGUUUUGUUUUAAAUUUUUUUUUUUUUUAACACUAAUUUCAGACUUCUGGUGGUUGAUUCAGUGACCAGAAAAUGAAUUGGUUUAAUCAAAAUAAAAUCUGCAAUGGCAAAAAAGGGAGGCUUACAAAAUAUUCCAUGGCACCUCCAAAGGAAAAAAGAAAGUCUUUGGAGCUUUUUAAGCGAUUGCAGUUCUUAGUCAAGUUACCAAAUCUUUUGUUUAGUCUGAACCAGCUGCAGGCAUCUCUGCAGCAGAUGCUUUCCUUGACUCGGUGUUAAGUGGAGAAACUGGCAGUAAUGACAUUUGAUCAGAUACUUUUCUUUCAAAUAAACAAGUUUAGGUUUGUGAGGAAGCUGAUCAUUUCAUACCUGAGAGGUAUUAACGGGGAAUUUCACUGGUGCUAUUGUUAAAAUGGAGGCAUGUGUGCCUCCAGAUUUUGCUACAGUUGAUUCUCAGGAAAUUAGCAAAACCAGGUUUUUUUUUUUUUUUUUUUUUUUUUUUAAAUAUAAUUUUUAUUAACGUGAAUCACACUCCACUUUAAACAGGUGGAUUUAGGCAUGUGAUGCAUUUAAAUGAACAUCCCAAUUUGACAUUUCAUCUCUGAAGUUUCGCCAUAGAGGAAUAGAUGUCUUGAUUUAUGAACUACAGCCUGUUCAUACAGAGCUACAGGAGCCAUAGGAAUGAUAAAUUCAGUUAUUCUGACGUGUGCAUGUGCUUCUAAAUGCAUUUCACCUACACGUUGCAACAUUGUCUUUAAUGUCCUUGCUUUUAUUUUUUGUUGUAACUGCUGCAACUUAGUUGCACCCUUUUGUUACAUUCCUGGGAAACUUGACAAUUGUGCAAAGUUUUGCUUUUUCAUUUUAAGGUCUUGUAUUUAUUGAUAAGCCUUAGUAUGUAAAAGAAAAUGUUUGUUCAUAUGUAAAAUCUUUUCAGAGAUUGAGCUCAGUCUGAUCGCUGCCAAAGGCUAAAGCUAUUUAUAAUAUUUGCUCUGUGACACCGCUUGAAUUACAGUUCUGCAUCAAAUAUAAGCUGGACUUUUUUCUUAGUGCCUUUUUUUGAAUAAAAGAGCUGUACAUUUACUUAAUUUAAGCUGGAGCGAGCCCAAAGGUGGAGAUCAAAUAAACCUGUGACUGUAAACCUCUGCAGUGAAGUAACCAUGUGAACUGUAUGUAGAUGUUUAAGAAUGUAUGUUUAUGUAAAUACAACAAUUCAGAAAUGUGUAAUUUCUUUUAUAUUUGAAUGUCUUAAAUAAAUGAUUUUUCAUGC
Melanotaenia boesemani (Boeseman's rainbowfish) is the source of this 2717-nucleotide messenger RNA. It is a transcript of the gene ccne2, whose product is annotated as cyclin E2. NCBI's taxonomy places the organism in Eukaryota, Metazoa, Chordata, Actinopteri, Atheriniformes, Melanotaeniidae. Gene Ontology annotation, molecular function: cyclin-dependent protein serine/threonine kinase regulator activity. The record is from RefSeq and is a predicted model, not a curated record. The transcript is spliced from 12 exons. The coding region runs from base 122 to 1339 and encodes 405 amino acids. Gene Ontology annotation, cellular component: nucleus; cytoplasm; cyclin E2-CDK2 complex. Gene Ontology annotation, biological process: regulation of cyclin-dependent protein serine/threonine kinase activity; G1/S transition of mitotic cell cycle.